Cydia fagiglandana is the source of this 1632-nucleotide messenger RNA. RefSeq names its product 40-kDa huntingtin-associated protein (gene Hap40). The record is from RefSeq and is a predicted model, not a curated record. Gene Ontology annotation, cellular component: early endosome. The transcript is spliced from 6 exons. Lineage: Eukaryota; Metazoa; Arthropoda; Insecta; Lepidoptera; Tortricidae. Gene Ontology annotation, molecular function: protein binding. The coding region runs from base 121 to 1005 and encodes 294 amino acids. Gene Ontology annotation, biological process: vesicle cytoskeletal trafficking.
AUGUCAAAGUUGUCAAAACUGUCAUGACAGCAAAGCUAUGUUUUGAUUCGUAAUUAAUUUCAGUAUUUAGUGAAAAUUCGUCUGUUUCUGAUAUAACUGUGUGCUUAAAUUUUAUCCACAAUGUCUACUGAUUUAAAUGCGAGUUUCAAUGAGCAGUUCAUGAACAUAAACACUAAAUUAAAAAAGCGUUUCCUAAGGAAGCCGAAUAUUUCUGAAGCUACCAACGAGUUCAUAGCGCUAGCUAUCCAAUGCGAGUACUCCGAGCAACCUACAUUUGCUGGACAUUGCUAUAUUGGGGCAGCCAAGUGCGAAGCGUCUGUUGGCAAUUUUUUGGGCGAAGCGGAGUAUCUUGUGACUGCAGCGAGACAUUUUAUGAAGGCGGAGAAAAAAUUACGUUCAUUAAAGUUUUGUAGUCCUGAUAGAGAAAAUCUAGAGGCAGCCAUUGGAUGCUUCACCCAAGCCCUGACCAAGUAUCCAGAAAGGUCCUCCAUCCGCCUGUCCCUACUGAGUGAGCUGGCCGCUGACCUUGUGAUGUUGAACCUUAAGUGUGAAGCGGUAUCUUACUAUGAACAAGCACUGGCUUUAGUACAAGAUCCAACCAUGAGGAUCAUGUUUGUGAAGAAUUAUAUUAAUCUCCUUAUUGACUGUGGAAAAUAUGAUAUAGCCUUAGAAAAAGCAAAUGAACUGGUAGACUCCAAUGUUAAUCUGCCAGAGGAUGUUCUUGCAGAAAUCCAACUAAGCCGAAUACUCCUUUCCCUUUAUAUGGACCCAAAAGGUGAUGCAAAGGUGGAAUCCCUAAAACAACUAUUCAAUGGUAUACUUAAUGAUGCUGACAGUGAUGCAAUACCAUUCAACGUGGACCUACAGCUUAAACUCCAGUCGGCCAUCUUGUCUCACGUGACCCGCGACGCACAGGCUCUAGCGCGCGCCGCCUGCGAGCUACGCCCCGCGCUCACGCCCGCGCAGCAGGACCUGCUCACGCUUGUCGCUACGACCAUGAAGUGAACAAUAAACUCUAUGUGUUAAGAUAUAAGGCUGUUUUUGGUUAAGCUUUAUCGCAUUUAUGGCAGCAAUCGUCUCCGAGAUGUGUACGAUUUUUCGUUCUUCACAAGACUUACGUGUCACGCUCGUGCAGCAUUACCCGUGAGCGCAUGCCGCGCGUGAAACGGAAAGUGAAGUGAACAAAAAAUAAACUCUGUUUCGUACCUAUUAAGGUUGUUUUUGGUACUUUAUUGGUACUACAUAUACAGCAGAAGUCGGCUCCGAGUUACUCACGCAUGUGGACAACAACGCUCGUGACGCAUGAAGUGAACAAGAAAUGAACUAUAUGUUGUAUAAUAUAAGGCUAGAUUUGGUAAAGCAUAAUCGCAUAUGAAGCAGAAAUCAUAAUAUAUAUUAUGUUACAAACAAUCCAAUUGUUUUAUUUCCUUAACAUUUAAAACGAUUCUGAGUGGUUUUAGGACCUUGAGUAGUUUUUCUGUUGGGGUUGGAUGCCUGCGGAUCCUUCCAUAAAUCUUUGUGUACUACUUCUAGAACUUUGCUGCUAAUCUUCUCAAGCCCUGUGAUUGCCUUGAACAAUUCCUCAGCACUCCUCACUGAGACUCCUCUGCUUUUGAAAAACUGGAAAAAAUG